UCUGCAUUUCGGCUGCAGGAAAUUGAGAUCAGCUCAUGAAGCAACGAUUUUAGCUGUUAGUUAUUUCCAGUGUGGAGGGUGUUGCAGACAGAACAGAAGUCGAAGGUUGAAACUGGUUCAGGAGAAUGGAGGACAUAGAAGACCUAUUAGUUGGGAGUGAAGGAGGAGCCCCACCUGGCUUCCGCUUGCCAGUGAUGGCCGUGGGAGUGAAGCCCAAGAGAAAGACCCCUCAAGUCCAAGACCGUUCUUCCAUUCCCUCACGUAAAAUUCCAGGCACCCAGACCAUUUAUAUAAAGACAUUUGGGUGUUCACAUAAUCAGAGUGACAGUGAGUACAUGGCUGGUCAGCUUUCAGCUUUUGGAUAUACAUUGAGUGACAACCCUGAAGAGGCAGACCUUUGGCUGAUUAAUACAUGCACGGUAAAAUCUCCUAGCCAGUCUGCCAUGGACACACUAAUAUCAAAAUGUAAAAGCGCAAAAAAACCGCUGGUGGUGGCUGGAUGUGUGCCUCAAGGGAGUCGAGAUUUGAAGGAGCUUGAAGGGGUUAGUAUAGUUGGGGUACAACAAAUUGACCGUGUGGUUGAAGUUGUGGAGGAGACCCUAAAAGGUCAUGAGGUCCGGCUUUUGACUCGGAAGACUUUGCCAGCACUUGAUCUUCCAAAGGUGAGAAAGAACAAGUUUAUUGAGAUUCUUCCGAUUAAUGUUGGUUGUUUAGGUGCUUGCACAUAUUGCAAGACGAAACAUGCUCGUGGACAUUUAGGUAGCUACACUGUGGACAGCCUUGUAGACCGUAUACGAACUGUUAUAACUGAUGGGGUGAAGGAGAUAUGGUUAAGCAGUGAAGACACUGGAGCAUAUGGUCGUGAUAUUGGGGUUAAUCUUCCAAUUUUACUGAAUGCUAUAGUUGCAGAACUUCCACCUGAUAGAAGCACAAUGCUUCGGAUUGGGAUGACUAAUCCUCCUUUUAUUCUUGAACACUUGAAAGACAUAGCCAAAAUUCUUUGUCACCCAUGUGUAUAUUCAUUUUUACAUGUACCUGUCCAAUCUGGCAGCGACUCUGUUUUGAGUGCAAUGAAUCGGGAAUACAAUGUGGGUGAGUUCAGAACUGUAGUAAAUACUCUCUCUCAACUUGUACCUGGGAUGCAGAUUGCAACUGAUAUCAUAUGUGGAUUCCCUGGUGAAACGGAUGAAGACUUUGCCCAAACAGUCAGCCUGAUUAAUGAGUACAAGUUCCCUCAAGUUCAUAUUUCACAGUUCUAUCCCAGACCCGGCACUCCUGCUGCAAGGAUGAAGAAAGUUCCAAGUAAUGUAGUUAAGAAGCGGAGUCGUGAGUUAACUUCUGUUUUUGAAUCAUUCUCUCCUUAUCAAGGAAUGGAAGGCCAAGUGGAGAAGAUAUGGAUUACUGAAAUUGCCACUGAUGGAGUUCACUUGGUGGGCCAUACCAAGGGAUAUGUGCAGGUGCUUGUUGCCGCUCCUGAAAGCAUGCUGGGGAUUUCGACUGAUGUGAAGAUCACAUCCGUUGGAAGGUGGUCGGUGUUUGCUGAUGUUAUUCAGACUCCUGAUCAAACAAAAGAGGACACUAAGUCCAUCAGAAACAAAUCCAUUCCCAACAAAUGUCUUCCAAGCUCAGAUUUAGAGGAGACUUGUUCUUGUGCAAUGCAAAGCUGUGAAAAACAGGAUACUUUGUGCAAAAGCGCUAUCCAACUAGACAACACUUGGCUGGAAGAUCACAACAGAAGAAACGUCAUUGGGUGGUUGCUGAGGAGGCGAAAAGUCCAUGGAGCAGAAAAGAUGAAGGGACAUCUCUUAGAAUCAAAGGAGAAGCAACAGACAGAGGGUAGAAGCGUAGGUAAUUUAGGUUUUACUGAUUGGGCUCUACUAGGUGGGAUGCUUAUAAGUUCCCUUACAAUUGUAGCUCUACUGUUACUCCUGGGUUUCCGGACACUAUCUUCAAAAUGAAGAGCAUGUUGAGUGUAUUGUAACAUCAUUAACCCAAGCAAUUUUUGAGUUGGAUUACUCUGACAUGAAGCUGCAAUUUUGAACUUAUUGUAGUAAUAAUUUCCAUGUAUAAAUUUUCUUUUAUUUUGAUUCUGAUCUAAAUUCAUAUUGAUGCUC
This is a messenger RNA of Telopea speciosissima, 2114 nucleotides long. RefSeq names its product threonylcarbamoyladenosine tRNA methylthiotransferase. The record is from RefSeq and is a predicted model, not a curated record. NCBI's taxonomy places the organism in Eukaryota, Viridiplantae, Streptophyta, Magnoliopsida, Proteales, Proteaceae. The coding region runs from base 126 to 1958 and encodes 610 amino acids. Gene Ontology annotation, biological process: tRNA methylthiolation. Gene Ontology annotation, cellular component: endoplasmic reticulum. The transcript has 11 exons. Gene Ontology annotation, molecular function: 4 iron, 4 sulfur cluster binding; tRNA (N(6)-L-threonylcarbamoyladenosine(37)-C(2))-methylthiotransferase activity.